CAGCUGUCCAUGUGCAGCCCAUGCUGCCCGAUGGCCCGAUCCCCCUCCAUCCUAAUCAAUUCUCUUCUGCUUGAUGUCCGAACGAUGCGUUUCGUCGACGAUAUGAUUCUGGAUAUGGCUCAUGUCCAAACGGCUGUGCUGCUGGACUCUCCUCCUCGAUGUCGACCUGAAUGCGUGUCAUCUGCGACGGAACACUUGAUGGAAUUGCCGACACCUACCGAACCUGGGACUGGAUGAUUGUUACGGCUACUUUGCUGGAACCAUAUCAUGGGCGGCAUGGACAAUGGACUCGGAUAUGCGCCUUGGGACCAACGCUGUGCUAUAUCGGUCGAUAUGCUCAAUGAUGUUUGGUUCGGCAACUCGUCUAUUAGACUUCAUCCAGAAGCUGUACCUGGAUGCCAUCCGUGGCUACGUGCCCAAGGAGACCACCGAGAAGGUUGCCAUCCCCGAUAAGUUCACCGUUCCUGCCCCCCCUCCCAAGCCCGAGCUGGAGACUGCCCCCGCCCGCGCUGUUCAGGGUGAGGAGGCCUUUGCCGAAGAAGAGUGGCCCGCUCUGUACAACGCCAUCGAUGAUCCCCACAACUACAACGAUGAGUGGGACUUCACCACCGACAAUGACGACGGUGCUCUGCUCCCCCAGCGUCUGAAGCCCGUCGACUACGACGCCCACCACUAAACUGCCUCGGCCCAACCCGACGGACAAGCUCGAUGUCGAACCGAUUGAUUCGCUAAUGUAGUUUUUGUCGAGCCCGACCUCCUUCCAGCCUGCGCGCGCACGAGCGAGGUAUCCAGGAAUUGCCACCUGAUAGCCCUCAUUGCGGCGUCCGCAAAUAUACAUUCACAACACAGCUGCAGUUCCGCAUCGUGCUGGCGCAUGAGCACGGAUUCUGGU
This is a messenger RNA of Polychytrium aggregatum, 892 nucleotides long. RefSeq lists its product as uncharacterized. Gene Ontology annotation, biological process: proton motive force-driven ATP synthesis. The record is from RefSeq and is a predicted model, not a curated record. The transcript has 4 exons. Bases 284 to 676 code for a protein of 130 amino acids. NCBI's taxonomy places the organism in Eukaryota, Fungi, Chytridiomycota, Chytridiomycetes, Polychytriales.